GCCAUGAGAUUUUAUCAUGUCACCCCACACAGGAGCCUGUCUGGUAGCAGGUCUUGGCCAGACCCAUCACGUGAGUCUGGUGGGCCACACAUGGCCUGUCACAACGAUGUUUAACCUAGCUUAGAAGGGGCAUUUCAAUCGAAAUCACAAACUUUACUAGGGUUUUAUUUUUCAAUCAAUCAUUUACACUCGAAAGGCCGCUUAAAGUAAAAGGUGUUUUGGUUUAAAGUGAUGAAAUUUUGUCUAUUAAAUGCGAUUGAAGGUAGGAUGUCCUUUGAGAGAGUAAUUGAAUCAAAGGUAUUAUUAAGUGUUAGGGCCUAAAAUGCCAGCUGCUGCACUAACGAAACUGAACCCUACUAUCUGUAGUGGCUUUCGGUGAGUUUAUAAUUCAACAAGGUUUAAAGGACAAGGAAAACUCUUGUUAGGGAAUUCCAGGUCUUCUGAGUUUUUGCCAUAUUCAAUUCGGUUGUUUUCAGAGACCUCACGGUUCAACUUCAGUGGUCCUUGUGAGUGGGAUUCUAUGGCUGCUUCGGGUACUAAACCUGUGUUUAGAGAUGUUUAUAUUGACAAUUUAGUUUCAUGUUGUAGUAAUGGCUUAGACUUUGCAAGACCUAGUGGUGUUUAUUUCAGUGAUAGAAGUCAGAACCGAUGUCGAAAAGCUAUUACGAGUUUGAGAAAACAGGAAUCACCAAGGAAUGGGCUUCUUUGUGGGUAUUUUGUUUUUGAUUCUAUGAGAAAGAAUUGGAACUCAAAUGUUCUUGUUUGCCCAUGGUUGAAAAAUAUUCACACGUCCUCUUCUGUGUGCUUCUCUGCUGGGGCUGCUCAUGAUGUGUCAUUUGAUGAGGGUUCUCAGGGCGAACAGCUUGGGGGUUCCUCUAUUGCAUCUGACCAAACUAUUCCAAGAGGGAGACACUUGAAGCUAAUUUCAGGAUCAUGUUACCUGCCACAUCCUGAUAAAGAAGAAACGGGUGGAGAGGAUGCUCACUUUAUUUGUGUAGAUGAGCAAGCCAUUGGUGUAGCAGAUGGUGUAGGGGGAUGGGCAGAUGUUGGUGUUGAUGCAGGAUUAUUUGCCCGUGAGCUUAUGUCUCAUUCAGCGAUGGCAAUUCAAUAUGAGCCCAAGGGUGAAAUUGAUCCUGCGAGGGUGUUGGAGAAGGCCCACUCAAGCACAAAAGCCAACGGUUCAUCAACAGCCUGCAUCAUUGCCCUUACAAGCAAGGGAAUAGAUGCAAUUAAUCUGGGAGAUAGUGGAUUCAUUUUGGUUAGAGAUGGAUCUACUAUUUUCCAGUCUCCGGUGCAGCAGCAUCGCUUCAAUUUUACGUAUCAACUAGAGAGUGGCAAUACUGGUGAUCUACCCAGCUCUGGUCAGGUUUUUGCAAUUCCUGUUGCCCCAGGUGAUGUCAUUGUUGCUGGAACGGAUGGAUUGUUUGACAACCUGUAUAAUAAUGAAAUCGCUGCUGUUGUUUUUCAUACAAUGCAUGCUGGCUUAGGACCCCAAGUGACAGCUCAGAAAAUAGCAGCUUUGGCACGUCAACAAGCACAGGAUCGGAACAGGCAAACACCAUUUUCAACUGCUGCUCAAGAUGCCGGAUUCCACUAUUAUGGUGGUAAACUUGAUGACAUCACUGUUGUUGUGUCUUACAUAGGUAGCUCUAAUAAUGUCUGAGUCUGUUCAACCAAGUCAUCUUGUCUAUUAACCUUGUAUAUGUUCAUGUAUUGCUGUUUUUCUAACCAGUAGCGCUUGGGAGGCCAUUAAUUCUCCAUUUUUAUGCUGAAACCCAGUUGAGCAUACUGUGUCAGUGCUCCAAUAACAUUCAUUUGAUUAUCUUAAGUUUUGAUCCA
Molecule: messenger RNA, 1839 nt
Organism: Mangifera indica (mango)
Lineage: Eukaryota; Viridiplantae; Streptophyta; Magnoliopsida; Sapindales; Anacardiaceae
Product: probable protein phosphatase 2C 55
Exons: 5
Coding region: 521-1663 (380 amino acids)
Source: RefSeq, a predicted model, not a curated record